AUGGCCCAUGACCAGGAUGCCAUCUCCCGGCUACCCAACAAGGACAGCCUUGUUGUUCAAAUUAUAAACAGUGUGGAGCCAGGUAGUUUCCACGAAGAUGUGCCGGACACUCUUCGUAUCUACGAGGCCGAUGAAAACAAAGACGGCCAUGGCCCUCUAAGAAGUCCUUCCGUAGAGAUACGAGAUAUUACUGCAGGUGUAUUGCAAGACUCCAAGGAUAGCUCGAGUAUCACGGAUUCGGAAAGCGAGCAGUCCCAGUACAAGUGCGAUGCGGAACAGCCAUACCAUUUAUUUUCGUUGAAGCAGAAGUGGUCAGUGGUCAUCAUCAUUGGCCUUGCCGGCUUAUUCUCGGGCUUGUCUUCAAACAUAUACUUUCCAUCGCUGAAUCAAAUUUCGCAAGAACUGCACGUUAGCUCCAAUUCUGUGUCCUUGACCAUCACGUCCUAUCUUGUUGUCCAGGGAAUAUCGCCCGUCAUAUGGGGUGCAUUCUCCGACGCACUUGGUCGGCGACCGAUCUACAUUGCCUCUUUCUCUGUCUACAUCGUUGCCAACAUUGCGCUGUCAUUCUCACCAAGCUUUGCCAUCCUUUUGAUUUUCAGAGGCUUGCAGGCCGCUGGCAGCGCUUCUACUGUCAGCAUCGUUCGGAACUUCAGCAUCGCUGUUGGACCUGUUCUAGGUGGUGUUCUCGGAAACUAUCUUGGGUUCAGGUCAAUCUUCAUAUUUUUGCUGAUUUUGUCAUCACUUGUCCUCGUUACCAUUGUCGGCUUCCUUCCGGAAACCAUGCGAAGACUAGCAGGUGAUGGCCACUUGCGGCAGAAGGGGAUCUAUCAACCUCUGAUGUACAAAUUCGUGAAGGAGCCGAGCUAUAUUAGCGAUCCCGAAGAGGAGGCUGCCAGUGCAAAGAAGAGUAUUUCACUUGCGACCUUUGUUGAACCGUUGAGGCUCCUGACGCAAAAAGAAAUCAUCCUCAACUUGAUAUAUGGUGGCGUGAUCUAUGCCAUCUGGAGCAUGGUCACAUCAAGCACGACAAGCUUGUUCCAGUCGAACUUCGGCUUGGAUGAAACCCUUAUUGGCCUCGCAUAUUUGCCCAAUGGCUUAGGAACGAUUAUCGGCUCCGCAAUCGUUGGACGGCAGAUGACGCAAGACUACAAAGCAGCCGAGGCCGCAUAUAUAGUGGAAAAACAACUCCCAGCCGAGUAUAAAGUACCAGCAAAAGACUUACCUUUAGACUUUCCUGUCGAGAAAGCACGCCAACGCAGCUUGCCGCUGUUCACGGUGUUGUUUGUUAUUUCCACCGGGUUGUAUGGAUUUUCGGUGUCAUCGCACAGACUCUCGGCCAGGCCUGGCUGGAUUGCCGUGCCGCUUCUGCUACAGUUUUUGAUCGCUGCCUCUAGCAAUGCCGUCUUCGCGAUGAACCAGACUCUAAUCUCGGAUCUGUGUCCCGGCAAAGGUGCAGGAGGAACGGCUGUGAACAACUUGGUGCGAUGCGGUCUGGGUGCUAUUGGAGUAUCGUUUGUUGAGAGGAUGAUUGGGGCCAUGGGCCCUGGCCCGGCAUUCCUGACGCUGGCACUGAUCACUGUUGCGUGCAUACCUCUCGCCGUUGUGACCUGGGUCUGGGGGAUGGAAUGGAGAGCAGCCAGAGCACAGCGGAGAGCGAAGCAGAUUGAGAAGGUGUGA
This is a messenger RNA of Grosmannia clavigera kw1407, 1677 nucleotides long. RefSeq names its product major facilitator superfamily transporter multidrug resistance. The record is from RefSeq and is a predicted model, not a curated record. The transcript is spliced from 4 exons. The coding region runs from base 1 to 1677 and encodes 558 amino acids. Lineage: Eukaryota; Fungi; Ascomycota; Sordariomycetes; Ophiostomatales; Ophiostomataceae. Gene Ontology annotation, molecular function: transmembrane transporter activity. Gene Ontology annotation, biological process: transmembrane transport.